GCGGGGGCGGAGCCAGCCGGGAAGGGGAAAGCGAAAGUCGAAAGUGAGCCGAAAAGGCGGCGGCGGAGGAGGAGGAGGAGGAGGAGGCGCAGAGCCCGGAGGCGCCUCGACGGGACGGAGAAGAGCCAUGGACGGGCGCGGGCGAGGAAGGGGGCAGCAGCAGCGGCGGCCGCGAAGAGGCGGAGGAGCGGGAGGCAGAGGCAGAGAGCCUCAAGAUGGAGGAGCCUCCCAGCAGAACGCAAGUGGGCAGCGUGAGGGGGUCCCUGGCAGAGCUGCAGAGCGGAGGGCUGGCUCUGGCCGGACCCCCCACCAGGACGGGGCGCGCAACCCCAGGUGGCUGGGGGCAGAGGGGAACCGUUUCCCUCGCAGAGGGGGCGUCUGGCCUGGGGCUGGGGGACAGAACCAGGGAGGGCCGGCCAGGGAUGGCCCAGGAAGGCAAAGAGAGGGGGCCCCAAACGCUGACCCCACCCAGCGGCCCCACGCAGGGCCAGGAGGCUCUCCGCAGCAGCGGGGCCCAAUGAUCGGCACCCGCUUCCUCCGUGAACUCCUCGAGAAGGACCCUUCGGAGGUGGCCAUCACACUGGCUUCCAGCCCCCGCCUGCGGGAGGCGCUCUCCCCAGUUGCCAUGAGGCCAGACUUGGUACAGCUGCUCUGCCAGGUUCUCCGCAAGGCCUGCCUCUCCCGCAUGGACCGCCAGAGCAUUCAGCGGCUGCUGGAGACGGUGAAGGAGUCCUCCUUCCUCCGGGUCUGCCUGCCCCAGUACGUGGCCGACAUGCUGACGGAGGCCCGACCGGAGGUGCGGCACCAGUGCCCACAGCACAUUGCCAGCGUGGUGGCGCUGGUCCAGGAGCUGGUCAGCAUCUUCCCGGCCAGCUCCCUCCAGAAGGUGGCCCUGCUGAUGUCCGUCCUGCCAGGCUCCGUCAAUGGCCUCCGGGCCCUGGGAGUGGACUUCCCGGUGGAGCUGGAACAGAGUCUGGAGAAGCUGCAGGGCUUCAUCCAGCACCUCCAGGAGCGCCGGCGUGAGGGCACCUUGCGGGUGGACAGCUGCACCCUCCUCCAGCCCACCGCCCCUGGCGAGGAAGGGGAGUACCGCGCCAUGUCCAUCUACCCCACCUACGAGGAGGUGAACCGUGGCCAGAAGCCCUUCCUGCGCCCCAACCUCAUCAGCCAGCCCUACGAGAGCCCCGCCGUUUACCUGGACACCCACUUUCGCCUCCUGAGGGAGGACUUUGUCCGGCCGCUGAGGGAGGGCAUCCUCCAGUUCCUCCAGAGCUUCGAGGAGGCCGGCCCGGGCAGGAGGAGGUUUGACGACAUCCGCGUGUACCUGGACGCCCGGAUCCUGGCUCCACUCUGCUCCCGGACCGGCAUUGACUACAAGGUGCACUUUGAUUCCACGCCGCUGGGCACCGUCCGGUGGGAGAACUCCAAGCGCCUGCUGUACGGCUCCCUGGUCUGCCUGUCCAAGGACAACUUUGAGACCUUUCUCUUUGCCACGGUCUCCGACCGGGAGCCCCAGGAGCUGCGCAAGGGCUUUGUCCACCUCUCCUUCGCCACCCACAGCCAGGCCCUGCUGGCCGAGGUCCAGCCCUCUGACUCCUUCGUCAUGGUGGAGACCACCGCCUACUUUGAGGCCUACCGACACGUCCUGCAGGGGCUGCAGGAGCUGCGGGAGGAAGACGUCCCCUUCCAGAGGUACAUUGUCCACUGCGAGGCCCAGGUGAGGGAGCCAGCUUACCUGCGGAGGGAGCCGGGAAGCAGCAUUUACGACCUCAGGUGCCUGAUGGCCAAGCCUCCCCCUGCUGGGGCGGAAGGAGCCCCUGAGGGUCGUGUGGACGUGCUGGAUGCCUCCCAGUGGCCGACCCAGGAAGCCGUGGGCCUGGAUGAGUCCCAGCUGCAAGCCCUGAAACUCGCCCUGACCAAGGAGCUGGCCAUCAUCCAGGGGCCUCCGGGGACAGGGAAGACCUACGUUGGGCUGAAGAUCAUGGAAGUCCUGCUGAAAAACAAGGCCGCCCGCGGAGAGACCCCCAUCCUCGUGGUCUGCUACACCAACCAUGCCCUGGACCAGUUCCUGGAAGGAAUCCAGGCGUUCCAGCCGACGGACAUCGUGCGGGUUGGUGGCAGGAGCAACAGCGAGAAGUUGAAGCCGUUCACCCUGCAGCAGCUGCGGGGCAGAAGCGACUUCUGGAGAGGCCUUCCUGGCCACCUCCGGUGGUCCUACAGUGAUAUCACCUGCGAGAUGCGGGAGGCCGAGUUCGAACUCAACCGAGGGGCGGCUCAGCUGGAGUGUGGGCUGCACGGGAUUCUGCACGAGAAGCACCUGCGGAGCUGCAUCUCCAGCCGGCACUGGGAGAGCCUCGUGAGGGGCCUGGAAGAGGACUGGAUGGAUCCAAAGCACUCUCUGAUCCUGGAGUGGCUGGGACUUGGCGUCACGCCGGUUGAAAACAUGGCCGAUCCAGGAUGGCCAGAAAAUGCAGGCGUUGAGGAAGACCAGGAGGCGGAGGAAGGCCCACAGGCAGAGCCAGAGCUGCUGCAGGUCGUGGAGGAGGCAGACUUGAUUCAGCGCGAGCGGCUGCUGGACCACGAUGAGGAGGGGCAGCUGCGGAGGAGGAAACCCCCCAGGCACAACCUGGACGACCUGUUUCUGGCCAUGCGGUUGGAUGAUGAGAAGGGGGAGCAGAGAGCCCCACAUGGGGCAGAAAACGCUGGGUUUCAGCUGCAGCGGGGCCGGAAGAAGAAGAUGAAGCGACAAGCAAAGGCGGAACUGAAAAAAUGGCAGGCGAUGACCAAAGAGGAGGCUGAGGCCAUCCUGGAUGUGUGGCAGCUGAACCUCAGCUCCCGCUGGAAGCUCUACAGGUACUGGUUGCAGAAGCACCAAGCUGAGAUCCAGCGCGAGAUGCUGCAGCACAAACAAAAGUACCAGGCGGCAGCCGACAGGCUGGCUGAGCUUCGCCAGCACCAGGACCUCUGUGUCUUCAGGACAGCCCAGAUCGUGGGCAUGACGACCACAGGAGCCGCUCGGUACCGCCAGGUCCUGCAGCAGGUGGCCCCUCGCGUGGUCAUUGUGGAAGAGGCAGCCGAAGUCCUUGAGGCCCACGUCAUCACCACCCUGAGCAGGGCCUGCCAGCACCUCAUCCUCAUUGGAGACCACCAGCAGCUGCGCCCCAGCGCCAACGUCUACGACCUGGCCAGGAACUUCCACCUGGAGGUGUCUCUCUUUGAGCGGCUGGUGAAGGUCGGUCUUCCCUUCGUCCGCCUCGCUUUCCAGCACCGCAUGAGGCCAGAGAUCGCCCAGCUGCUCACCCCGCACAUCUACCAGGACCUGGAGAACCAUCCCUCGGUGCUCCGCUACGAGAACAUCAAGGGCGUCUCCUCCAACCUUUUCUUCGUGGAGCACAGCUUCCUCGAGCAGGAGAUCCAGGAGGGCCGCAGCCACCAGAACCAGCACGAGGCCCAGUUUGUGGUGGAGCUGUGCCGCUACCUGCUGCGCCAGGGCUACCAGCCCUCCCAGAUCAGCAUCCUCACCACCUACACGGGGCAGCUCUUUUGCCUGCGCCGCUUGCUGCCGGCCAAGGAGUUCCAGGGCGUCAAGGUCCACGUGGUGGACAAGUACCAGGGGGAGGAGAACGACAUCAUCCUGCUCUCCCUGGUGCGCAGCAACCUGGCGGGGCGGGUGGGCUUCCUGCAGAUCCCCAACCGCAUCUGCGUGGCCCUUUCCCGCGCCAAAAAGGGCCUCUACUGUGUGGGCAACAUGGGCAUGCUCAGCCAGGUGCCUCUCUGGAGCAGGAUCCUGCACACUCUGCGCGAGAAGGGCCACGUGGGCCGGGCGCUGCGCCUGGCCUGCCAGAACCACCCGCAGACCAAGACGGACGUGGUGCAGGCAGAGGACUUCCGCCAGGUGCCCGAGGGGGGCUGCAGCGUCCCUUGUGACACCCGCCUGGGCUGCGGCCACGUCUGCCCCCGGGCGUGCCACCCCUACGACCCGCAGCACAAGGAGCUCCGCUGCUUGAAGCCCUGCCAGAAGGUGCUGUGUGACAACGGGCACCGCUGCUCCAGGCUGUGCUGUGAGCCCUGCGGGAAGUGCCAGGUGAAGGUGCCCAAGACGGUGCCCAGGUGCGGCCACCAGCAACAGGUUCCCUGCUCAAUGGCCGCUGAGGAUUUCUGCUGCAAGAAGCCCUGCGGGAAAACCCUGGAGUGCGGGCAUGCCUGCCAGCUCACCUGCGGCCAGCAGUGCGAGAGGCGCUGCCCAGAGCUGGUCCUGGCGACGCUGCCAUGUGGGCACAGCCAGGAGGUGCCAUGUUCAGCAGCAUCAGAGAUGGCAUACGGGCGUCCCAUCCGCUGCAAGACGAAGUGCGACAGCAUCCUGGAGUGCGGGCAUCCUUGCCCAGGCUCGUGCCACACAUGCUUUGGGGGCCGCUUCCACCAGCCGUGCCGGAGCCCCUGCAAGCGCCCGCUGGUUUGCGGCCACCAGUGCCGCCAGCCCUGCACCAGGGACUGCCCCCCGUGCCGCCAGCCCUGCCAGAACCGCUGCGUCCACAGCCGCUGCCCCAAGCAGUGCGGGGCGCCCUGCUCGCCCUGCAUGGAGCCCUGCGAGUGGCGCUGCCAGCACCACCAGUGCGGGCGCCUGUGCUCCGAGCCCUGUGACCGGCCGCGCUGCGACGUGCCCUGCCCCAAGCGCCUCCCUUGCGGGCACCCUUGCGCCGGGCUGUGUGGGGAGCCCUGCCCGCAGAAGUGCCUGACCUGUGACGCGGAGGAGCUGACGCAGAUCUUCUUUGGCUGUGAGGAUGAGCCGGACGCCCGCUUUGUGCAGCUGGAGGACUGUGGGCACAUCUUCAGUGCACUGGGCCUCGACCGCUACAUGGAUGGCGACGAGGAGGAAGAGGAAGGGGCUGUCCGACUGAAGGUGUGCCCCAGCUGCCAGACGCCUGUCCGGAAGAGCCUGCGCUACGGCACGUUGGUAAAGAGGAGCCUGGCAGAGGUGGAGGUGGUGAAGGGGCGCAUGCAGGGCAGCUCGGCGGAGAUCACCUCGGGCGCCCUCCAGCUGAUGAGGGCGCUCCAGCAGGAGACCACCCUGAGGCGCCACCUGACCAGGCAGCACAAGCAGCUGAGGGAGAGACUGGAGGACGACUCCCUCUCUGCCAGCACCCUGGGGCUGGUGGAGACCCUCUUUGGCUUCUACGCACAGGUGGCAGGCCUGAUGGCCGCUGUGGGAAAGCUGGCGCAGCAGGAGCAGGAGGGCGUGAGGAGGCGCCUGGCCGAGGUGGCCGGCUGGCUAGACCAGCCCCGCGACAGCUUCAGCGGGCAGCAGGUGUCUGAGCUGCGGACCGAGCUGCGGCGGAUGACCUACCUGGUGGAGCUCCUGGCGAGGUGCAACACUGCUGGGGAGAAGGCGAGCCGGGCCCCCGGCACAGCGGAGCUGGUCAGCGCGGCCCAGAAGGCCCUGGAGGGGCCUGGCAGGUUCACCCCCGAGGCCGAGAGCGAGGCGAAGGCCAAGCUGAAGGAGCUGGAGGCUGUUCUGCCCACCGUCGCUGGACUGGGCAUCUCCGAGGAGGAAAGGAAGCAGAUUGUGGCGGCCGUCAGCGGAGCCACCCGCGGGCACUGGUUCAAGUGCCGCAACGGGCACUUCUACGUCAUUGGCGAGUGCGGGGGGGCCAUGGAGACGACCCGCUGCCCGGAAUGCCGGGAGACCAUUGGGGGCGAGCACCACACGCUGGAGUCCAGCAACCGGCUUGCCCCUGAGAUGGACGGGGCAACCCACGCAGCCUGGUCCGAGGAGGCCAACCGCUUGAACAUGAAUAAUUACCUGCGCUAGGAGGCCGGCCCCCCUCACGGGAGCUGCUUUCCAUAAAAUAUUUUAAUAUUUUUAUCACGUAUUAAUAUUUUUUACCACGUUUGGUCACCCUAUCAUGGUGGACUUGGUUCAUUGAAAGAGUUGCAGAGCUUUUAACAUGACAACAGGGGGUGAGAUGAAACAAACAGUAAGGUGAGCAGGUAAAGGCAACUCAGGAAGCUUCUCCUUGCUGUCUCUCCUCACCUGCCCUGCAGCUCCAGGAGCCACGUUCUGCUCCCCGCCUGCUCUGUCUUUUCCAAAGAAGCAAGAUGACCAGUGUCAAAGUGCUUUUACAAUCAAGUAGUAUAUUGCUUUUGUGAAACGCAAUCACCCUGGGUUGUCAGAGGGGCUGGGAAUGGGCAGCGCAGGGCCCCACUCUCUGCUCAUGGCGCCCCUGUCCUGACAACCCUCUGCCUGCCAGAUUUUACUGUUGCAAAUAAAUUUGUCAUAGCGGAUCCCC
Podarcis muralis (Common wall lizard) is the source of this 6287-nucleotide messenger RNA. It is a transcript of the gene ZNFX1, whose product is annotated as zinc finger NFX1-type containing 1. Gene Ontology annotation, molecular function: zinc ion binding; helicase activity. The record is from RefSeq and is a predicted model, not a curated record. Gene Ontology annotation, cellular component: nucleus; nuclear RNA-directed RNA polymerase complex. Lineage: Eukaryota; Metazoa; Chordata; Lepidosauria; Squamata; Lacertidae. Gene Ontology annotation, biological process: regulatory ncRNA-mediated heterochromatin formation.